Messenger RNA from Recurvomyces mirabilis, 828 nucleotides. RefSeq lists its product as uncharacterized. The record is from RefSeq and is a predicted model, not a curated record. Gene Ontology annotation, biological process: protein K6-linked ubiquitination. Bases 1 to 828 code for a protein of 275 amino acids. Lineage: Eukaryota; Fungi; Ascomycota; Dothideomycetes; Mycosphaerellales; Teratosphaeriaceae. Gene Ontology annotation, molecular function: ubiquitin-protein transferase activity; protein binding. Gene Ontology annotation, cellular component: BRCA1-A complex; BRCA1-BARD1 complex. The transcript has a single exon.
AUGGUCAAUGAUACCGAUAGCCAGCAACAGGAAGAAGGCCCGCUCCAAAAGGCUGCAUCCGAUGGCAUGAAGGAAGAAGUACAGGGACUACUCGAAAAAGGAGCUGACAUCAACUCCAUUAACGGACACUUUGGCACUGCUCUCAAUAAUGCCGCAGGCGGAGGCCAUCUCGCCUUAGUCCGACUCCUGCUGGCUAAUGGUGCAGAUAUCAAUUUGAUAGGUGGUUCCUAUUGCAACGCACUCCAAACCGCCGCCGUGUGCAACAAAGCCUCGGCGGUCCGAUAUCUUAUUGCCGCAGGUGCCGACGUCAACAUCCAAGGUGGCGGUUUCGGCACCGCGCUACAGGGAGCCUGUGUAGGCGGACACAUCGAUAUCGUCCACAUGCUCCUCGACCACGGUGCUGAUGUGAAUACAUCUCCGGUAGGGUACUUCGGUAGUGCUUUGCAGGCUGCGGCAGAUGGUGGACAUCAGAGCACAGUCAAUUUGCUCCUUAAGCACGGGGCUGACAUUCACGCACAAGGAGGAAUCUACGGUACUGCGUUGUCGGCCGCAGCAGAUGCUGGAGAGGAGGAGAUCGUAACAAUGCUGCUGGACAUGGGUGCGGAUCCCAAUGUUGUUGGAGGAUUUUAUGGCACAGCGUUACAAGGUGCUUGUCGUGGCGGGCACCUUGCGGUCGUGCGAAGACUACUGGACAGUUGCGCUACCGUGAAUUCGGGGGGUGGGAAGUUCGGAAGUCCUAUGGAGGCGGCGGUUCAAGAGGGCCAUCAGGAGGUGCAGGCACUUCUUCGGGCAAGGUCUACACCGGCUGAGCGAACGAGUGCUGAGUAG